AUGGCUAUUUUCAGAUCUAAAUCGUCCAAAAAGGACGGUUAUCAAGACGGAGAAGUAAGAUUAUCGAAACAAGACUUUGAUUCAUACAAGAUGACCACCAACAACAUGCACGAUCCGAUUUUAUCGGCCGUGAACGAAGCACAACCCUUCGAACAAGCAGCAGAACAUGACCAAAGAAGACCAUCAUACUUAUCUCAAGAAUCAUCCGAGUUAAAGGACAUUUUUGGAAACAGUAUUAGACAGGCCGAUAUCUCGAACCCAACCAGAUCAAGAAACGAAAGACCUUUGGACACUAUCCGUACGUUCGAGUACGCUAUCACCGGAGACCCAACCUACAGAGACCAAAUGGAAACACAAAGAUUAGGAUGGGGAUUCCAUGAAGAUUUUACAUACCACAAUAUGGGUGCCAGAGAUACGAGUGCUAAUGGUGCAGGUGAGUACGAAAGGCCUGUUAUCAACUUUGGUGCCAGUGAUAACCAAGGUGUCUACCAGGCCGCUAACUACAGUGCUACAUCGUUGCAACCGGAAGCUAAGAAGAAGAAGAAGAAGGGGUUAUUUGGCCGUAAGAAGUAG
Molecule: messenger RNA, 573 nt
Organism: Debaryomyces fabryi
Lineage: Eukaryota; Fungi; Ascomycota; Pichiomycetes; Serinales; Debaryomycetaceae
Exons: 1
Coding region: 1-573 (190 amino acids)
Source: RefSeq, a predicted model, not a curated record